AUGCCUGCCCUGUCUGCCACAGAGCAGCAACGAUCGCCUGAGGAGUCUCCGCCUUCCUUUGGGGGGAGGCACAUCCGCCACCAUCGUCACCGCCUACGCGCAAACAAGGACCAGUUCACACAAGGCAAAGACCAAGUUCUGCGUAGAAUUGCACGCCCCGAGAAAUCUGUGCCGAAGGCAGAAAACUUGAAUGUCCUUAAUGACUUCAAAUCCCCCGUCGGGACAGACCGUGCUGCAUGGCGGGUAAUUAAAGGCCCUCGUGGAAUCGCCGACUGCAACGACAUUAGCCUUCUUCACCCGGGGAUCUGCACUGAAAACAGCCCACUUAUGGUUAACACAUUCUACUGCCUGCUGAUGCGGAAGAAGGCCACCUGGAUCACCCCCGAUCGCGGUACUGGCAGCUACUAA
Spirometra erinaceieuropaei is the source of this 408-nucleotide messenger RNA. The record is from the annotation of a GenBank genome assembly. NCBI's taxonomy places the organism in Eukaryota, Metazoa, Platyhelminthes, Cestoda, Diphyllobothriidea, Diphyllobothriidae.